Caenorhabditis angaria is the source of this 2356-nucleotide messenger RNA. Lineage: Eukaryota; Metazoa; Nematoda; Chromadorea; Rhabditida; Rhabditidae. The record is from the annotation of a GenBank genome assembly.
AUGACGAAUAGAAUGGCUGAUAUUAUUUCGAUGUCAGCUUUGUCGGUUGUUGGAAUUCUUGGCAAUUUGGUGGUGAUUUUUGCAAUAUCUGGAGAUAAAAUGAUGAGAAAAUCUGUGAUGAAUAUACUAUUGAUGAAUUUGGUGAGAUUUUGAAAAACUUAUUUUGAAUAAGGACUGAGGAAUCGAGCCAGGUCCAAUUUUUAGGAGUUGUCUGAUGUAUCAUUUAAUAAAGGUUACCGUUUUUUCGGGCUCUUCAAAAUUUCCACAAGAAAAUCCUGGCACGAUUCAAAAACUCAAUUUUUCAGGCCAUCGCCGAUUUAUCAAAUCUCAUAUUCACUGUACCGGAAUGGACUUCAAUCGCUUUAAAUAGUGGAAAAUGGUAUGUUUACUUCCUUCUUGAGUAAAUUCGAUAAUUGCGGCAAUAAAUAAAAACAUUCAAAGUGCCUCUAUGUUUUUUCGAAAAAGCCAUAUUUUGAGAGGGAAAUGUAAUGAGUUCAAAUUUUUUUAACGAACGGAAGAAAGACGGCAAGAUUUUUGAGCGACGAAAAAAACAAAAUAGUGCAGUUAAGAGAAGAAAAUUGCAGGAUUUUGCCGGAUGUUAUGUGUCCAGUCAGUCGAUAUUUGGAAAUUGUUUUCUUAUUUACAUCUAUUUCGACGCAGUUGAUUGUAUGCAUUGAAAGGUAAUCAAAUAUUCGAAAUCUCUGAUGAAAAUCCUCGAUUACAAAACUAACUCAACAAAAGUCCAUUUCAGAUACAUCGCAAUAGUUCUCCCAAUGCAAGCUCGUCAUUUAUGUUCUCGUCGAAAUGCGGCACUCGCUAUUUUCAUUGCUUGGCUUUUCGCCGCCAUAUUUGCGACUCCAUACGCAGCAUUAAGUUACAUGAGAAAUGGUAAGUGGAAACCUAAAUAUCUAGGAUAACUUUUAAGCUUAAAGUGUGGUUUCCCACGGUGUUUGUUUACAAUCAAGUCUAGAACUAAUGAAAUCCUUUUAAAGAUCAGAAUCAGCUUUUUUUCCUGCUAGCUCAUUUUUCAAGAAUACUAGACGGAAUUAGAAAAAGCCACGUUUGAAAAAUUUUAAUCCUCAAGUUGGAUUUCAUAUUUUUCUGGAAAAAACUCACGUCGAUCCGAAAUAUGGUGAGGCUUGCUCGCGUGGAAUUUGUUUUUUGAUAAAACUUUUCCUAACAAAAAGAUUCCGAGACUAUAUUGUAUCCCACCCAUCUUGUUUCCUUUACGAAGGUAAUUUUCCACGAAAAAGUUCCGAGAAGAAAAAAACGAAAAAUUGUUAUUCAACGUGUAGAUGACAGCCAGAUUUUAUUCCAAACAACUCGAAAAUUAAUCCAUUCACAACAAAAAAGAUGAAAACAAAUUUGAAGGGACCAUUUUUCAGAAAGUUGCUCGUUGAAACAAGUCAAAUGGUGGAACAGCUAUAAACUUGCCGAAUUUCUACUUUUCUAUUUCAUUCCGUGUCUUUGCAUAAGUGGUGUUUAUACAAAAGUUGCAGCUGUUCUCUGGGCCAAAGAUCCAACUUUGAACAAUGAAGGUAAGUAAAACUCUAAUAAAAAGAUCGGUUCAUUGGCAUCAGAAUAAACCUCCAAUGACCAACGUUCUGAAUCUGAUCGCCACAAUUCUAAUCCUCCUUGUUUUUAAUAGAAUCACUUUAAUCUUUUAGCAAACAUCAGUUUCAGUUGUACUCUGAAACUUCAUAAUUUGGUUUAUGAUUCAAAACUAUUUUUUUCUAAAAAAAACAUAUUCCAGCUCGACAUUGUCUUGAAAAACCAAAAACAUCAUCUCGUAGCUCGGAUGCUUUGCGAACUCGUCGAAAUGUUGUCAAAAUGUUGAUUGCCUGUGUGGCUGUAUAUUUCAUCUGUUAUUCGCCUAUUCAAUUCAUAUUCGUUGCAGAGUAUGUUUCAUUUUAUUUAUUUUUCUUAACAAACUUAUAUAAUUUGUUUCAGAAUACUUUUCGAUUUUCAAUUCAAGCACAGUGGUACUUGGGGAUUUAUUUUCAGUGUGUUAGCCAUGACGUGUUCGGCCAGUAAUCCUCUUCUAUACACACUUUUCUCAACAAAGUUCAGACGGAGGUAAGAGGAACUCUUUAUAUUUCUUUGUUGUGAAACGAAUGAAAAAAGAACAGAUGCAGAAGGAAGCAAAUCUGAUUCCAAAAAUAAUUUAAUUCGAGGCGCAUUUGACCGAAAACAGGCAGUUUCUCACGUAUGACAAUAAUUUUAGACUUUCAGGUUACGCGAUGUGAUCUACUGUCAAUCUUCAAAAUCUCAUCAGAAACAAAAAGAGCUUCUGAAACGGAAUUAUGUAUCGAUCAAUAACACAACAAUAACUGCAACAAGGGCUAGUUUCAAUUAA